AUGAGUAUCUUUAAUUCAUCUUUAUCUGACAGUUAUCUAUCGAGGUUAAUUUUCGAUGAAAUUGAACUAAAAAACAACGUUAAUCAAUACAUCAAAAAUAUGAAGAUGUUUGAAUGGUCUUGUAACUUUAAUCGUAUUUUUAUUAGUCCAGGGAACUCGUUUAAUAUAAAAUAUUUCAUUAAGUUUUUAUCGUCAAAGUUUGCUAAAAAUAACCGGAUGUCAAGAGCACGUGUCCUCUUAUCCAGCUCGAAUAAAGUAAAUCAACUAAUAUCCGAAGAAUCGCAAUCUAAUGUUUUAGGGUCUCAAUAUCCUACCAUUAUAAAUGAAUUAAAAGUGGAAGAAAAUGAUGAAUUUGUUGUUGAUGAUAUUAUUGAUAGGUUAACAGGCGUAGAAUUUUUUAGAUUAUUAAAUAUAGAACCGAGUAAACGAUUGGAAACAAUAAUGUAUAACUACUAUGUGCUUAAUAAAACUUUAGAAGAUGUAUCGUUCGAAAAAUUAGAUAAAUUGAGCAAUGAAGAAAUAGAAACAGAAGUUCCAUAUGAAAUAUACAUCGAAAAAGUAGAAGAUAAAUCGCUAAAUUUUAAAUUAAAAGAACAGUUAAAGACAAUAAUCAUUUGGUCUGGUCUUACAUAUGGAUUCGAACAAGAUUUGUUACAAUUUGCGUUCGACUCGGCUUGUAAAACUACCGAUUUAUUUCCAAUACCGAAUAGCCAAAAUCACGUACCUGUAAUACACGUUGAAAAUUUGGCUAGACUCUUACAUAAAAUAAUUUCUGAAGAUCAGACGCCAGAGUAUCAUUAUAUUUUUGCUGUUGAAAGUCCAAUAAAUACGUUAAAACAAAUCAUCACUGCUCUUGCUAAGUCAUGCGACGUAGCUAUUUCAACGGCUGUGUCAUUAAAUACAUUUAUUAAUAAAUAUGAACUCAAGGGCAUACAUAAACAAAUUUUGUCAGUCGAUAUUAAAAUCAAUUCCAGCAUUAACCAAUUAUGGCCCAAUUUCGAGUGGUACAACAAUAAAUCAUCGAUGCUGAAUUCAAUGAAAUAUUUAGUUGAAACAUACAAAAGAGCUCAUAAUAUUAAAAGUAUCAAGUUAAUUAUACUCGGUCCACCGGCUUCUGGUAAGACUAAACUCGCGCUUCAACUUGCCCAGUUUUAUGGUUUAAUCUACCUAGAACCCAAAACGAUAACUCAAGACUAUAUCAAUGGAAUUGUAAGUUUGAAAUUAUUUAUUUUUAAUAAACAAUGUAUGCGAUGCAUUAAUGGUGUCAAUGUAUUUUCUGAAGAGAGAAGAAAUAAGCUCACUGUACCAUAA
Messenger RNA from Rhopalosiphum maidis (corn leaf aphid), 1311 nucleotides. RefSeq names its product adenylate kinase 7-like. The record is from RefSeq and is a predicted model, not a curated record. NCBI's taxonomy places the organism in Eukaryota, Metazoa, Arthropoda, Insecta, Hemiptera, Aphididae. The transcript is spliced from 8 exons. The coding region runs from base 1 to 1311 and encodes 436 amino acids.